Molecule: messenger RNA, 368 nt
Organism: Symbiodinium natans
Lineage: Eukaryota; Dinophyceae; Suessiales; Symbiodiniaceae
Source: the annotation of a GenBank genome assembly
AUGCUAAUACGCUUGUGGAAGUAUUCCUACCCAGCCCUCGACAUGGAAGAAGCAGCGGUGUGGAUCUACACGGAAGGAAGCUCGCCGCUCCUGCCGGCUUUGCAUGCGAUCAUCGGCCUGAGGAAGCUGGAUGGCAUCUCUGGGCCACUGCAGGAGCAUUGGCAGAGUCAGGGACGGCUGUGCAUGGCCGAGCCCCAUCGACAGUUUCUGGACUGCCUGGAAAGUGGCAUGUCAGUACGCGCCUAUUGCCUCCAAGUCUGGAGACACUUGCCUGUGGAAACAAUCGCGGCACUUGAAGACGCGUUCAACAACUGUAUCGAGGCACUUCUGCGAUACUGCUCUGUUCGGCAAAGAUUCGUCAGCCGACU